AUGCCUAGCAAGCCAGAAUGGAUCCUCGCCCCGGCCGACAUACAACCCAACACAACAAUAACACUCGGCAAACUAAUCGUCAACCCCCUCACCCCAGAAGGUCCACCAUAUCUCGACCCCGCGCUGCCCAUCCCGCCCGGCGCCACAACCGAAUUCAACUACCCCUGGACGCGUGAGGUCUCGCAUGAGCGCUCGGGCAUGGUCGGGCUGUUUGGGUCAUUCAUGGCAAACGUCGGUCUUGGCGGGGAUGUGAGCGCCCAGUUUGACCGGCAGCACAAGUCGCGUGUUGAAGUUGCCAGACUCCAGACGGUGAAGUUUGAGCCUGGGGACGAGUAUCUGGAGAAGACGCUGAAUGGGAAGCUGAAUUUGAGGUAUUUGAAAGAGUCGGGGUUUAGGAAGUCGAUCUAUGUUGUUACUGGGGUGAAGGUUGCGUAUGGGGGGAAGACAACCGUGUCCAAGGGGAGGGGAACCGGAGGGGAAGGCAAUCUUGGGAUCAGUCCAGGUGUUCCAGGCCUCGAGCUUGGCCCAAAGGCAGGGUUGAGCUGGAAGAAUGAGGAGAGCGAGGAGAUUGGGGAGCCAAUUGACUUUGUGUAUGCGUUUCGGCUGAACAAGGUCCGUUAUUCACGACGGAGGGAGAGGUUUGUUCAGAAGUAUACCAAGGGAAUUGUGUUCUCGCAGCCGAUCUCGUUCGAUCCGCGCAACGUCGCCGAGCCUGAAGUUGUCCCUGAAGUUGUCCCAGUACAGUCGGAGUAUGAGAUUGAGGAUGAAGGAGUGGAACUACUAAGGCUAGAAGAGAUAUCCCAAGAUGAGUUUGGUAUUACGGGCCAAGAAGUCUUGGAUGAAGGUGGUGAGGCUUGUACACUGCUUGCGCCUUGA
Messenger RNA from Aspergillus puulaauensis, 876 nucleotides. RefSeq lists its product as uncharacterized. Bases 1 to 876 code for a protein of 291 amino acids. NCBI's taxonomy places the organism in Eukaryota, Fungi, Ascomycota, Eurotiomycetes, Eurotiales, Aspergillaceae. The transcript has a single exon. The record is from RefSeq and is a predicted model, not a curated record.